AUGGCCAAAUCUCUCUUCUUCUUCUUCAUGUUCCAUCUAACCCUCUUCAUCUCCAUAUCCUCUUCAACCCCUAACCCUGACAAUUCUUCUUCUUCACUAUCAUCCACCCCACUAACCGCUCACUCUGUACUUACCCACCACGGUUUUCCGAUCGGACUACUCCCCACCGAUGUUCUUUCCUAUGACCUGAACCAUACUUCCGGCGAGUUCUCCGUCAACCUAGGCUACCCUUGCCGCCUUAUCCUUCCACCUGAUAACUACCUCGCUACCUACUCGAAGAAAGUCACUGGUAAGUUGGGAUGGUUACUGCUAAGUAUCCUUCCAAGAACUUUGAUGAAGUUCCUCAAUGCGUGGGAAAAAAACACUCGUCUUCUUGAAAGGCAUUCUGAUAACUGCUGCAUUGAUGGAUUAAUUUAUUGUAUGAAGAAUUCUCUCUUAUUAUGCAAGAGGAAGUAUGAAGGAGUUAUCAGCAGUUAUUUAUUCUGAAAAUUAAGGUUACAACUUACAAACAAUAUCUAUGUCUUUGAUGUUAUGUUGUUCUACUGUAAAGAUAGAAAUGUACCUAAAUCCAUAAACGUUGUUCUUAAUUUGUUUAGUAUUAAAGAUGUUCUACUAUUAUAUGCGUUGUCUAGGGUAAAAUUGCAAGAAAUAACAAUGUACUUUCAUUGAUUUGUUUAU
Lactuca virosa is the source of this 678-nucleotide messenger RNA. NCBI's taxonomy places the organism in Eukaryota, Viridiplantae, Streptophyta, Magnoliopsida, Asterales, Asteraceae. The record is from the annotation of a GenBank genome assembly.